Messenger RNA from Pseudovirgaria hyperparasitica, 2324 nucleotides. RefSeq lists its product as uncharacterized. The record is from RefSeq and is a predicted model, not a curated record. The transcript has 3 exons. NCBI's taxonomy places the organism in Eukaryota, Fungi, Ascomycota, Dothideomycetes, Acrospermales, Acrospermaceae. The coding region runs from base 190 to 2256 and encodes 688 amino acids.
UCGGUUGGUCAUUAUGGACGCCGCAUAUGCUGUAAUACAGCUACUGCUGGGUUCAUAUUAUCGCCCCCAGCUAGUGUCGCUCUAGAGACGUCGGAGCGCAGCCUUGUGCUGAAACGCGUAGAUAAGAGGCGCUGGGAGCCUCGAGUGGUGUGUUUGCUGGGUCUCUGCGGCCUCAUCGUACUUCUAACCAUGGGUGACAAUUCAGAUGUGCGGCAGGCUGAGCGUGGUCGCAUUCUUGGUAGUCACGAUCCAAUCGAAACGCUACGCAAUGCUCAGAAGGAACCCAAGCAGCGCAAAUAUUUUGAUCAAAACUUGCAGAACCAAGCAUAUUUGACUGGUGAUAUUUUCGAUAGUCUUACAAUCAAGAAGUAUCAAAAUCAAUGGGACAUCACCACCAAUUCCCACGAAGACGACCACCAUUACAUAAAGCAGGUCAAGAAGCUGUCUACCAGAUGGCCACAUUUGAGACUACUCGCCGAUUUUAUGGAGAUUGGUACGACGCCUCUGCAAUGGCCAGAUUUGCGAAUGAAGGUCGAUAGUCGCAUUGAGCGGUGGAGGCGUGUCAAAAUUGCUCGACUUGACUACCUCAAUGAUGGUGUCAGGCCAGUGAGAACCGACUAUGUUGACACCAAAAGUCUUCAUAGUGGCCUCAGGGAAACUGAUCUGGCCUCUGGAAUGCGCCUCUACGUUGUUGAAGAUCUCUCUCGCGAUGUUAUCGAAGCACUAGGAUGCAAGUACCGCGUUGAACCAGAAUUCUUCAGGGAGCACAUGUUAGACUAUGCGUGGUGUAAUGUCCGUGAUAGAUGGGCACAUCCACCGAAACUAACUUCAGUCCGCAAGAAGCAACGGUGGAUACAACUUCGCUACGUUACGCCACGCUAUUUCGAAAAUGGAGAAGAGUUCAAGCUAGCAAAGGAGCAAGCAGGUCAUUUUAACGUGGCUAGAAGACCGGAUGAUGAUCAAAAUGGCGAGGGCCACUGGGACACUCGUGGAACCGUCGUUGGUCUGACCAGAUCGCGGGCGUCCUUCUGGUUGCAACCUGCUGUCCCCGGAAAGGCUGCAAUUGGUAUCAUGCUAGUGGAUCCCAGCAUCAAAGCCGGAAAUCCACUCUGGUAUGGUUAUCGUGAUUGGGAGGAGACUCCGCUACCAGAAGAUAUAAUCGCUCAGUCUAAAGACGGAACCUCAGUACAGGACAACACGAAAUCCACGGCAGAACGCAACAAUAGAAGACAGUCAUCAUCGAAUACUUCUGACUCCUAUUUCAUGCCUGACCGUGGAGCGCCCCAAACGCCCCUCUUCGAUGACGUUGUCUACUGGGCUGAACGGCCUGCCGCUUUUGCCCUGCCUCCUUCGCAGACGACGAUCACUUCUGACUUAAGCAACAAUGUACCCAUGCAAGCCCUUAUGCAUCUGAUCUGCUCCAACUGGCUUACUCUUGCGGAAUACAUCCGUACUCGGCUGAUCCAGAUCGAUUGGGAGAUUGCUUUUCCUGACGAGUUCUUACCAGCAAAGAAAGCCGGCGUCGAUCCUCCUCUCCGGAAGCUUCACGUCUGGCGACGGCUAGUUCCACUGUAUCGCCAGAUGCUCGAGGAGCUGUUCAAACGGUUGGCCGAUGUGACGCCACACAAGCGUUACAUCGAGGCGUUGAUGGAUCCCAAUUGCACUGUUCCGGAUGCGAGAGACGCUCCUGACUCGUAUCCUACCAUACUCCAGGAUUUUGCAGAGGCUCACUCGACUAUGUGCGAACAUCAAACACAUAUCGAACGGCUAACAAGCAUCGUGACCGCUACUAUAUCCAUCAUCGACACUAGACGCGAGCAAGAAAACAAUACAAAUAUUGCUCGCUUGACAUGGCUCGCCACUUUCUUCAUACCUCUAGGGUACAUCGCCUCACUAUUCAGCAUCCAACCUGAUGUGGGCGCACUCAUAGAGAGUUUCCGCUUGUAUUUUUCCGCUGCAUUACCUAUAUCGUUUCUGAUCAUGGCUAUUGCUCUUAUCACGACGCAGAGUGCCGUCCGUGACUUUCUGAGACAGACGCUUGGCAUUGAAAAGAAGGAAAGGACCAAGAUAUCGCAAACGAAACAACAGAUUACGGAUGGCUGGGCUACACGGUCAAACCCAGGCGACAGAAUGGGCUGGCGGUUGCUAAAGAAGUCGAAGAAGCCCGCGUAUCGUAGCUCUACCGAGGAAGCACACAAGAAUACACUCCCAGGCGCGAUACACAGAAACGAUAUCGGUACAAGUCAAGAGGUCUAGGUUCUCACUGUACUGAAAGCUCGGAUCGUCGCCAAAGAUGAAUUCCAGGACGAUGUUUAGAGACUUGG